Molecule: messenger RNA, 18675 nt
Organism: Closterium sp. NIES-65
Lineage: Eukaryota; Viridiplantae; Streptophyta; Zygnematophyceae; Desmidiales; Closteriaceae
Source: the annotation of a GenBank genome assembly
AUGAGCCAUCAACUCCCCAUUCUCCCUCUUUCCCAUAACCCUGUCCCAUUCUCUCGCUAUCCAUCACCCCGCCUCAUUCUCCCGCUUCCCAUAACCCCACCCCAUUCUCCCGCUUUCCAUCACCCCGCCACAUUCUCCCGCUUUCUAUCACCCCGCCCCAUUCUCCCUCCUUCCAUCAACCCGCCCCAUUCUCCCGCUUUCCAUCACCCCGCCCCAUUCUCCCGAUUUCCAUCACCCCGCCCCAUUCUCCCGCUUUCCAUCACCCCACCCCAUUCUCCCGCUUUCCAUCACCCUGCCACAUUCUCCCGCUUUCCAUCAUCCCGCCCCAUUCUCCCUCCUUCCAUCACCCCGCCCCAUUCUCCCGCUUUCCAUUACCCCGCCCCAUUCUCCCGCUUUCCAUCACCCCGCCCCAUUCUCCCUCUUUCCAUCACCCCGCCCCAUUCUCACGCUUUCCAUCAUCCCGCCCCAUUCUCCCGCUUUCCAUCACCCCGCCCCUUUCUUCCUCUUUCCAUCACCCCGCCCCAUUCUCCCGCUUUCCAUCUCCGCGCCCCAUUCUCCCGCUUUCCAUCACCCCGCCCCAUUCUCCCGCUUUCCAUCACCCCGCCCCAUUCUUCCGCUUUCCAUCACCCCACCCAAUUCUCCCUCUUUCUUUCACCCCUCCCCAUUCUCCCCUUUUCCAUCACCCCGCCCCAUUCUCCCUCUUUCCAUCACCCCGCCCUAUUCUCCCGCUUUCCAUCACCCGCCCCAUUCUUCCGCUUUCCAUCAACCCGCCCCAUUCUCCCGCUUUCCAUCACCCCGCCCCAUUCUCCCUCCUUCCAUCACCCCGCCCCAUUCUCCCGCUUUCCAUCACCCCGCCCCAUUCUCCCUCCUUUCAUCACCUCGCCCCAUUCUCCCUCCUUCCAUCACCCCGCCCCAUUCUCCCGCUUUCCAUCACUCCGCCCCAUUCUCCCUCCUUCCAUCACCCCGCCCCAUUCUCCCUCCUUCCAUCACCCCGCCCCAUUCUCCCGCUUUCCAUCACCCCGCCCCAUUCUCCCGCUUCCCAUAUCCCCACCCCAUUCUCCCGCUUUCCAUCACCCCGCCACAUUCUCCCACUUUCCAUCACCCCGCCCCCUUCUCUCUCCUUCCAUCACCCCGCCCCAUUCUCCCUCCUUCCAUCACCCCGCCCCAUUCUCCCGCUUUCCAUCAGCCCGCCCCAUUCUCCCGCUUUCCAUCACCCCUCCCCUUUCUCCCGCUUUCCAUCUCCCCGCCCCAUUCUCCCGCUUUCCAUCACCCCGCCCCAUUCUCCCGCUUUCCAUCACCCCGCCCCAUUCUUCCGCUUCCCAUCAUCCCGCCCCAUUCCCCCGCUUUCCAUCACCCCUCCCCAUUCUUCCUCCUUCCAUCACCUCGCCCCAUUCUCUCGCUUUCCAUCACCCGGCUCCAUUCUCCCGCUUUCCAUCACCCCGCCCCAUUCUCCCGCUUUCCAUCACCCAGCCCCAUUCUCCCGCUUUCCAUCACCCCGCCCCAUUCUCCCGCUUUCCAUCACCCCGCCACAUUCUCCCGCUUUCCAUCACCCCGCCCCAUUCUCCCUCCUUCCAUCACCCCGCCCCAUUCUCCCGCUUUCCAUCACCCCGCCCCACUCUCCCGCUUCCCAUAACCCCACCCCAUUCUCCCGCUUUCCAUCACCCCACCACAUUUUCCCGUUUUCUAUCACCCCGCCCCAUUCUCCCUCCUUCCAUCACCCCGCCCCAUUCUCCCGCUUUCCAUCACCCCGCCCCAUUCUCCCGAUUUCCGUCACCCCGCCCCAUUCUCCCGCUUUCCAUCACCCCGCCCCAUUCUCCCGCUUUCUAUCACCCCGCCCCAUUCUCCCGCAUUCCAUCAUCCCGCCCCAUUCUCCCUCCUUCCAUCACCCCGCCCCAUUCUCCCGCUUUCCAUCACUCCGCCCCAUUCUCCCUCCUUCCGAUCACCCCGCCCCAUUCUCCCUCCUUCCAUCACCCCGCCCCAUUCUCCCGCUUUCCAUCACCCCGCCCCAUUCUCCCUUUUUCCAUCACCCCGCCCCAUUCUCCCGCUUUCCAUCACCCCGCCCCAUUCUCCCGCUUUCCAUCACCCCGCUCCAUUCUCCCGCUUUCCAUCGACCCACCCAAUUCUCCCUCUUUCCAUCACCUCUCCCCAUUCUCCCUCUUUCCAUCACCCCGCCCCAUUCUCCCGCUUUCCAUCACCCCGCCCCAUUCUCUCGCUUUCCAUCACCCCGCCCCAUUCUCCCGCUUUCCAUCACCCCGCCCCAUUCUCCCUCUUUCCAUCACCCCGUCCCAUUCUCCCGCUUUCCAUCACCCCGCCCCAUUCUCCCGCUUUCCAUCACCCCGCCCCAUUCUCCUUCUUUCCAUCACCCCGCCCCAUUCUCCCUCUUUCCAUCACCCCGCCCCAUUCUCCCGCUUUCCAUCACCCCGCGCCAUUUUCCCUCUUUCCAUCACCCCGCCCCAUUCUCCCACUUUGCAUCACCCCGCCCCAUUCUCUCGCUUUCCAUCAUCCCGCUCCAUUGUCCUGCUUUCCAUCACCCCGCCCAAUUCUCACUCUUUCCAUCACCCCUCCCCAUUCUCCCUUUUUCCAUCACCCCGCCCCAUUCUCUCGCUUUCCAUCACCCCGCUCCAUUCUCCCGCUUUCCAUCACCCCGCCCAAUUCUCCCUCUUUCCAUCAACCCUCCCUAUUCUCCCACUUUCCAUCACCCCGCCCCAUUCUCUCGCUUUCCAUCACCCCGCCCCAUUCUCCCGCUUUCCAUCGCCCCGCCCCAUUCUCCCGCUUUCCAUCACCCCGCCCCAUUCUCCCGCUUUCCAUCACCCCGCCCCAUUCUCCCUUUUUCCAUCACCCCGCCCCAUGCUCCCGAUUUCCAUCACCCCGCCCCAUUCUCCCGCUUUCCAUCAUCCCGCCCCAUUCUCCCGCUUUCCACCACCCCGCCCCAUUCUCCCUCUUUCCAUCACCCCGCCCCAUUCUUCCUCUUUCCAUCACCCCGCCCCAUUCUCCCGAUUUCCAUCACCCCGCCCCAUUCUCCCAAUUUCCAUCACCCCGCCCCAUUCUCCCUCUUUCCAUCACCCCGCCCCAUUCUCCCUCUUUCCAUCACCCCGCCCCACUCUCCCGCCUUCCAUCACCCCGCCCAAUUCUCCCUCUUUCCAUCACCCCGCCCCAUUCUCCCUCUUUCCAUCACCCCGCCCCAUUCUCCCGCUUUCCAUCACCCCGCCCCAUUCUCCCUCUUUCCAUCACCCCGCCCCAUUCUCCCUCUUUCCAUCACCCCGCCCCAUUCUCCCGCUUUCCAGCACCCCGCGCCAUUUUCCCUCUUUCCAUCACCCCGCCCCAUUCUCCCGCUUUCCAUCACCCCGCCCCAUUCUCUCGCUUUCCAUCAUCCCGCUCCAUUGUCCCGCUUUCCAUCACCCCGCCCAAUUCUCCCUCUUUCCAUCACCCCUCCCCAUCCUCCUUUUUUCCAUCACCCCGCCCCAUUCUCCCGCUUUCCAUCACGCCGCCCCAUUCUCCCUCUUUCCAUCACCCCGCCCCACUCUCCCGCCUUCCAUCAACCCGCCCAAUUCUCCCUCUUUCCAUCACCCCGCCCCAUUCUCCCUCUUUCCAUCACCCCGCCCCAUUCUCCCGCUUUCCAUCACCCCGCCCCAUUCUCCUUCUUUCCAUCACCCCGCCCCAUUCUCCCUCUUUCCAUCAACCCGCCCCAUUCUCCCGCUUUCCAUCACCCCGCGCCAUUUUCCCUCUUUCCAUCACCCCGCCCCUAUUCUCCCGCUUUCCAUCACCCCACCCCAUUCUCUCGCUUUCCAUCAUCCCGCUCCAUUGUCCCGCUUUCCAUCACCCCGCCCAAUUCUCACUCUUUCCAUCACCCCUCCCCAUUCUCCCUUUUUCCAUCACCCCGCCCCAUUCUCCCUCUUUCCAUCACCCCGCCCCAUUCUCCCUCUUUCCAUCACCCCGCCCCAUUCUCCAGCUUUCCAUCACCCCGCCCCAUUCUCCUUCUUUCCAUCACCCCGCCCCAUUCUCCCUCUUUCCAUCAACCCGCCCCAUUCUCCCGCUUUCCAUCACCCUGCGCCAUUUUCCCUCUUUCCAUCACCCCGCCCCAUUCUCCCGCUUUCCAUCACCUCGCCCGAUCCUCCCUCUUUCCAUCACCCCGCCCCAUUCUACUGCUGUCCAUCACCCUGCUCCAUUCUCCCGCUUCCCAUCACCCUGCCCAAUUCUCCCUCUUUCCAUCACCCCUCCCCAUUCUCCCUCUUUCCAUCACCCCGCCCCAUUCUCCCGCUUUCCAUCACCCCGCCCCAUUCUCCCUCUUUCCAUCACCUCGCCCGAUCCUCCCUCUUUCCAUCACCCCGCACCAUUCUCCCGCUUUCCAUCACCCCGCCCCAUUCUAGUGCUUUCCAUCACCCCCCCCAUUCUCCCGCUUUCCAUCACCCCGCCUCAUUCUCCCUCUUUCCAUCACCGCGCCCCAUUCUCCCUCUUUCCAUCACCCUGCCCCAUUCUCUCGCUUUCCAUCACCCCGCCCCAUUCUCCCGCUUUCUAUCACACCGCCCCAUUCUCCCGCUUUCCAUCACCCUGCUUUAUUCUCCCGCUUUCCAUCACCCCGCCCAAUUCUCCCUCUUUCCAUCACCCCUCUCCAUUCUCCCUCUUUCCAUCACCCCGCCCCAUUCUCCCUCUUUCCAUCACCCCUCCCCAUUCUCCCUCUUUCCAUCACCCGGCACCAUUCUCCCGCUUUCCAUCACCCCGCACCAUUCUACUGCUUUCCAUCACCCCGCCCCAUUCUACUGCUUUCCAUCACCCCGUCCCAUUCUCCUGCUUUCCAUCACCCCGCCCAAUUUUCCCUCUUUCCAUCACCCUGACCCAUUCUCCCUCUUUCCAUCACCCCGCCUCAUUCUCCCCCAAUCCAUCACCCCUCCCCAUUUUCACUCUUUCCAUCACCCCGUCCCAUUCUCCCGCUUUCCAUCACCCCGCCCCAUUCUCCCUCUUUCCAUCACCCCGCCCCAUUCUCCCUAUUUCCAUCACCCCGCCCCAUUUUCACUCUUUCCAUCACCCCGUCCCAUUCUCCCGCUUUCCAUCACCCCGCCCCAUUCUCCCGCUUUCCAUCACCCCGCUCCAUUCUCCCGCUUUCCAUCACCCUGCCCAAUUCUCCCUCUUUUUAUCACCCCUCAACAUUCUCCCUCUUUCCAUCACCCCGCCCCAUUCUCCCGCUUUCCUUCACCCGCCCCAUUCUCCCUCUUUCCAUCACCCCGCCCCAUUCUCCCUCUUUCUAUCACCCCGCCCCAUGCUCCCUGUUUCCAUCACCCCGCCCCAUUCUCCCUGUUUCCAUCACCCCGCCCCAUUCUCACGCUUUCCAUCACCCCGCCCCAUUCUCCCGCUAUCCAUCACCCCGCCCCGUUCUCCCGCUUUCUUUCACCCCGCCCCAUUUUCCCGCUUUCCAUCAUCGCGCCCCGUUCUCCCGCCUUCCAUCACCCCGCCCCGUUCUCCCGCUUUCCAUCACCUCGCCCCGUUCUCCCGCUUUCCAUCACCCCGCCCCGUUCUCCCGCUUUCCAUCACCCAGCACCAGUCUCCCGCUCUCAAUCACCCCGCCCCAUUCACCCGUUUUCCAUCACCCCUCCCCAUUCUCCCUCUUUCCAUCACCCGCUCCAUUCUCCCGCUUUCCAUCACCCCGCCCAAUUCCCCCUCUUUUCAUCACCCCUCUCCAUUCUCCCUCUUUCCAUCACCCGGCCCCAUUCUCCUGCUUUCCAUCACCCCGCCCCAUUCUCCCUCUUUCCAUUACCCUGCCCCAUUCUCCCGCUUUCCAUCACCCCGCCCCAUUCUCCCUCUUUCCACCACCUCGCCCCAUUCUCCCUGUUUCCAUCACCCCUCCCCAUUCUCCCUCUUUCCAUCACCCCGCCCCAUUCUCCCGCUUUCCAUCACCCCGCCCCAUUCUCCCGCUUUCCAUCACCCCACCCCAUUCUCCCGCUUUCCAUCACCCUGCCCCAUUCUUCCGCUUUCCAUCACCCCGCCUCAUUCUCCCGAUUUCUAUCACCCGGCCCCAGUCUCCCGCUUUCCCUUACUUCGCCCCAUUCUCCCGCUUUCCAUCACCCCGCCCCUUUCUCCCACUUUUCAUCACCCCGCCCCGUUCUCCCGCUUUCCAUCACCUCGCCCCGUUCUACCGCUUUCCAUCAGCCCGCUUCGUUCUCUCGCUUUCCAUCACCCCGCCCCAUUCUCCCCCUUUCCAUCACCCCGCCCCAGUCUCCCGCUCUCAAUCACCCCGCCCCAUUCUCCCGUUUUCCAUCACCCCUCCCCAUUCUCCCUCUUUCCAUCACCCCGCUCCAUUCUCCCUCUUUCCAUCACCCGUCCCUGUUCUCCCGAUUUCAAUCACCCCGCCCCAUUCUCCCGCUUUCCAUCACCCCGCCCCAUUCUCCUCUUUCCAUCACCCCGCCCCAUUCUCCCGCUUUCGAUCACCCGCCCCAUUCUCUUGCUUUCCAUCACCCCGCCCCAUUCUCCCGCUUUCCAUCAGCCGCCCCGUUCUCCCACUUUUUAUUACCCCGCCCCAUUCUCCCGCUUCUCCCGCUUUCCAUCACCCCGCCCUAUUCUCCCUCUUUCCAUCACCCCGCCCCAUUCUCCCGCUUUCCAUCACCCCGCCCCGUUUUCCCUCUUUCCAUCACUGCGCCACAUUCUCCCGCUUUCCAUCACCCCGCCCCACUCUCCCGCUUUCCAUCACCCAGCCCCAUUCUUCCUCUUUCCAUAACCCCGCCCCAUUCUCCCGCUUUCCAUCACUCCGCCCCAUUCUCCAGCUUUCCAUCACCCCGCUCCAUUCUCCCGCUUUCCAUCACCCCCGCCCCAUUCUCCCUCUUUCAUUCACCCCGCCCCAUUCUCCCUCUAUCCAUCACCCCGCCCCAUUCUCCCGCUUUCCAUCACCCUGUCCCAUUCUCCUGCUUUUCAUCACGUUGCCCCAUUCUCUUGCUUUCCAUCACCCCGCCCCAUUCUCCCGCUUUCCAUCACCCCGCCCCAUUCUCCCGCUUUCUAUCACCCCGCCCCAUUCUCCUGCUUUCCAUCACCCCGCCCCAUUCUCCCGCUUUCCAUCACCCGCCCCAGUCUCCCGCUUUCCCUUACUUCGCCCCAUUCUCCCGCUUUCCAUCACCCCGCCCCAUUCUCCCGCUUUCCAUCACCCCGCCCCGUUCUCCCACUUUCCAUUACCCCGCCCCGUUCUCCCGCUUUCUAUCACCUCGCCCCGUUCUACCGCUUUCCAUCACCCCGCUUCGUUCUCCCGCAUUCCAUCACCCCGCCCCAUUCUCCCUCUUCUCAUCACCCCGCCCCAUUCUCCCUCUUUCCAACACCCCGCCCCAUUCUCCUGCUUUCCAUCACCCCGCCCCAUUCUCCCUCUUUCCAUCACCCCGCCCCAAUCUCCCGCUUUCCAUCACCUCGCCCCAUUCUCCCUCUUUCCAUCACCCCGCCCCAUUCUCCCUCUUUCCAUCACCGCGCCCCAUUCUCCCGCCUUCCAUCACCCUGCCCCAUUCUCCCUCUUUCCAUCACCCCGCUCCAUUCUCCCGCUUUCCAUCACCCCGCCCCAUUCUCCCGCUUUCCAUCACCCCGCCCCAUUCUCCCUCUUUCCAUCAGCCCGCCCCGUUCUCCCGCCUUCCAUCACCCCGCCCCAUUCUCCCUCUUUCCAUCACCCCGCCCCAUUCUCCCACUUUCCAUCACCCCGCCCCAUUCUCACGCUUUCCAUCACCCCGCUCUAUUCUCCCGCUUUCCAGUCACCCCGCCCAAUUCUCCCUCUUUCUAUCACCCCUCCCCAUUCUCCCUCUUUCCAUCACCCCGCCCCAUUCUCCCGCUUUCCAUCACCCCGCCCCAUUCUCCCGCUUUCCAUCACCCCGCCCCAUUCUCCUUCUUUCCAUCACCCCGCCCCAUUCUCCCGCUUUCCAUCACCCCGCCCCAUUCUCUCGCUUUCCAUCAACCCGCCCCUUUCUCCCUCUUUCCAUCACCCCACCCCGUUCUCCCGCUUUCCAUCACCCCGCCCCAGUCUCCUGCUCUCAAUCACCCCUCCACAUUCUCCCGUUUUCCAUCACCCCUCCCCAUUCUCCCUCUUUCCAUCACCCCGCCCCAUUCUCCCUCUUUCCAUCACCCGGCCCUGUUCUCCCGCUUUCAAUCACCCUGCCCCAUUCUCCCGCUUUCCAUCACCUCGCCCCAUUCUCCCGCUUUCCAUCACCCCGCCCCAUUCUCCCGCUUUCCAUCACCCCGCCCCAUUCUCCCGCUUUCCAUCACCCCGCCCUAUUCUCCCUCUUUCCAUCACCCCGCCCCAUUCUCCCGCUUUCGAUCACCCCGCCCCAUUUUCCCUCUUUCCAUCACCGCGCCACAUUCUCCCGCUUUCCAUCACCCCGCCCCACUCUCCCGCUUUCCAUCACCCAGCCCCAUUCUUCCUCUUUCCAUAACCGCGCCCCAUUCUCCCGCUUUCCAUCACUCCGCCCCAUUCUCCAACUUUCCAUCACCCCGCUCCAUUCUCCCGCUUUCCAUCACCCCCGCCCCAUUCUCCCUCUAUCCAUCACCCCGCCCCAUUCUCCCGCUUUCCAUCACCCUGUCCCAUUCACCCGCUUUCCAUCACCUUGCCCCAUUCACUUGCUUUUCAUCACCCCGCCCUAUUCUCCCGCUUUCCAUCACCCCGCCCCAUUCUCCCGCUUUCUAUCACCCCGCCCCAUUCUCCCGCUUUCCAUCACCCCGCCCCAUUCUCCCGCUUUCCAUCACCCCGCCCUGUUCUCCCUCUUUCCAUCACCCCGCUCCAUUCUCCCGCUUUCCAUCACCCCGCCCCAUUCUCCCGCUUUCCAUCACCCCACCCCAUUCUCCCACGUACUGCGCCGGCUUCGGCCUCCCUCACCUUCACUCUUGACUCUGGGGCCUCUCGCUCCUUCUUUCGCGACUGCACCACAUUCACGCCGCUUCGUCGGCUGUCGCGGUGUCCCUUUCCAUCACCCCGCCCCAUUCUCCCGCUCUCAAUCACCCCGCCCCAUUCUCCCGUUUUCCAUCACCCCUCCCCAUUCUCCCUCUUUCUAUCACCCCGCCCCAUUCUCCCUCUUUCCAUCACCCUUCCCCAUUCUCCCGCUUUCUAUCACCCCGCCCCAUUCUCCCGCUUUCCAUCAUCCCCCUCCAUUCUCCCCCUUUCCAUCACCCCGCCCAAUUCUCCCUCUUUCCAUCAACCCUCCCCAUUCUCCCUCUUUCCAUCACCCCGCCCUAUUCUCCCGCUUUCCAUCACCCCGUCCCAUUCUCCCGCUUUCCAUCACCCCGCCCCAUUCUCCUGCUUUUCAUCACCCCGCCCCAUUCUCCCGCUUUCCAUCACCCCGUCCCAUUCUCCCUCUUUCCAUCACCCCGCUCCAUUCUCCCGCUUUCCAUCACCCUGCCCUAUUCUCCCUCUUUCCAUCACCCCUCCCUAUUCUCCCUCUUUCCAUCACCCCGCCCUAUUCUCCCGCUUUCCAUCACCCCGCCCCAUUCUCCCGCUUUCCAUCAUCCCCGCCCCCUUCUCCCGCUUUCCAUCACCCCGCCCCAUUCUCCCGCUUUCCAUCACCCCGCCCCAUUCUCCCGCUUUGCAUCACCCCGCCCCAUUCUCCCGCUUUCCAUCACCCCGCCCCAUUCUCCCGCUUUCCAUCACCCCUCCCCAUUCUCCCUCUUUCCAUCACCCCGCCCCAUUCUCCUGCUUCCCAUCACCCCGCCCCAUUCUCCCGCUUUCCAUCACCCCGCCCCAUUCUCCCUCUUUCCAUCACCCCGCCCCAUUCUCCCGCUUUCCAUCUCCCCACCCCAUUCUCCUGCUUUCCAUCACCCCGUCCCAUUCUCCCGCCUCUUUCCAUCACCCCGCCCCAUUCUCCCGCUUUCCAUCACCGCGCCCCACUUCUCCCGCUUUCCAUCACCCCGCCCCCAUUCUCCCGCUUCCCAUCACCCCGCCCCAUUCUCCCACUUUCCAUCACCCCGCCCCAUUCUCCAGCAUUCCAUCACCGCGCCCCAUUCUCCUGCUUUCCAUCACCCCGCCCCAUUCUCCCUCUUUCCAUCACCCCGCCCCAUUCUCCCUCUUUCCAUCACCCCGCCCCAUUCUCCCGCUUUCCAUCACCCCGCCCCAUUCUCCCGAUUUCCAUCACCCCGCCCCAUUCUCCCGCUUUCCAUCACCCCGCCCCAUUCUCCCGGUUUCCAUCACCCCGCCCCAUUCUCCCGGUUUCCAUCACCCUGCCCCAUUCUCUCGCUUUCCAUCACUCUGCCCCACUCUACCUCUUUCUAUCACCCCGCCCCAUUCUCCCUCUUUCCAUCACCCCGCCCCAUUCUCCCGAUUUCCAUCACCCCGCCCCAUUCUCUCGCCUCUUUCCAUCGCCCCGCCCCAUUCUCCCGCUUUCCAUCACUCCGCCCCAUUCUCCCGCUUUCCAUCACCCCGCCCCAUUCUCCCGCUUUCCAUCACCCCGCCCCAUUCUCCAACUUUCCAUCACCCCGCCCCAAUCUCCCGCUUUCCAUCAACCCGACCCAUUCUCCCGCUUUCCAUCACCCCGCCCCAUUCUCCCUCUUUCGAUCACCCGCCCCAUUCUCCCGCUUUCCUUCACCCCGCCCCAUUCUUUCGCCUCUUUCCAUCACCCCGCCCCAUUCUCCCGCUUUCCAUCACCCCGCCCCAUUCUCUUGCUUUCCAUCACCCCGCCCCAUUCUCCAGCUUUCCAUCACCCCGCCCCAUUCUCCCUCUUUCCAUCACCCUUCCCCAUUCUCCCUCUAUCCAUCACCCCACCCAAUUAUCCCGCUUUCCAUCACCCCGUCCCAUUCUACCGCUUUCCAUCACCCCGCCCCAUUCUUUUGCGUUCCAUCACCCCACCCCAUCCUCCCCUCUUUCCAUCACCCCGCACCAUUCUCCCUCUUUCCAUCACCCCGCCCCAUUCUCCCGCUUUCCAUCACCCCGCCCCAUUCUCCCUCUUUCAAACACCCCGCCCCAUUCUCUCGCUUUCCAUCACCCCGCCCAGUUCUCCCGCUUUCCAUCACCCCGCCCCAUUUUCCCGCUUUCCAUCACCCCGCCCCAUUCUCCUGCUUUCCAUCACCCCGCCCCAUUCUCCCUCAUUCCAUCACCCCGCCCCAUUCUCUCGCUUUCCAUCACCCCGCCCCAUUCUCCCGCUUUUCAUCACCCCGCCCCAUUCUCCCGCUUUCCAUCACCCCGUCCCAUUCUCCCUCUUUCCAUCACCCCGCUCCAUUCUCCCGCUUUCCAUCACCCCGCCCUAUUCUCCCUCUUUCCAUCACCCCUCCCUAUUCUCCCUCCUUCCAUCACCCCGCCCUAUUCUCCCGCUUUCCAUCACCCCGCCCCAUUCUCCCGCUUUCCAUCAACCCGCCCCAUUCUCCCGCUUUCCAUCACCCCGCCCCAUUCUCCCUCUUUCCAUCACCCCGCCCCGUUCUCCCGCUUUCCAUCACCCUGCUCCGUUCUCCCGCUUUCCAUCACCCCGACCCAUUCUCCCCCUUUCCAUCAACCCGCCACAUUCUCCCGCUUUCCAUCACCGCGCCCCAUUCUCCCUCUUUCCAUCACCCCGCCCCGUUCUCCCGCUUACCAUCACCCCGCCCCAUUCUCCCGCUUUCCAUCACCCCGCCCCAUUCUCCCUCUUUCCAUCACCCCGCCCCAUUCUCCCUCCGCCCCAUUCUCCCGCUUUCCAUCACCCCGCACCAUUCUCCCGCUUUUCAUUACCUCGCCCCAUUCUCCCGAUUCCCAUCAACCCGCCCCAUUCUCCCGCUUUCUAUCACCCGUCCCCAUUCUCCCUCUUUCCAUCACCCCGCCCCAUUCUCCCGCUUUCCAUCACCCCGCCCCAUUCUACCACUUUCCAUCACCUCGCCCCUUUCUCCCGCUUUCCAUCACCCUGCCCCAUUCUCCCGCUUUCCAUCAACCUGCCCCAUUCUCCCGCUUUCCAUCACCCUGCCCGAUUCUCCCUCCUUCCAUCACCCCACCCCAUUCUCCCGCUUUCCAUCACCCCGCCUUAUUCUCCUGCUCUCCAUCACCCCGCACCAUUCGCCCGCUUUCCAUCACCCCUCCCCAUUCUCCUGCUUUCCAUCACCCCGCCCCAUUCUCCCUCCUUCCAUGACCCCGCCCCAUUCUCCCUCCAUCCAUCACCCCACCCUAUUCUCCCAAUUUCCAUCACCCCACCCCAUUCUCCCGCUUUCCAUCACCCCGCCUUACUCUCCCGCUUUCCAUCACCUCGCCCCAUUCUCCCGCUUUCCAUCACCCCGCCCCAUUCUCCGCUUUCCAUCACACGCCCAUUCUCCCGCUUUCCAUCACCCCGCACCAUUCUCCCGCUUUUCAUUACCUCGCCCCAUUUUCCCGCUUCCCAUCAUCUCGCCCCAUUCUCCCGCUUUUCAUCACCCUGCCCCAUUCUCCCUCCUUCCAUCACCCCACCCCAUUCUCCCGCUUUCCAUCACCUCGCCCCAUUCUCCCGCUUUCCAUCACCCCGACCCAUUCUCCCGCUUUCUAUCACCCCGCCCCAUUCUCCUGCUUUCCAUCACCUGCCCCAUUCUCCCGCUUUCCAUCACCCCACCCCAGUCUCCCGCUUUCCAUCACCCCGCCCUAUUCUCCCGCUUUCCAUCACCCCGCCCCAUUCUCCCGCUUUCCAUCACCCCACCCCAUUCUCCCGCUUUCCAUCACCCCGCCCCAUUCUCCCGCUUUCCUUCACCCCUCCCCAUUCUCCCGCUUUCAAUCACCCCGCCCCAUUCUCCCGCUUUCAAUCACCCCACCCCAUUCUCCCGCUUUCCAUCACUCCGCCCCAUUCUCCCUCCUUCCAUCACCCCGCCCCAUUCUCCCGCUUUCCAUCACCCCGACCCAUUCUCCCACUUUCUAUCACCCCGCCCAAUUCUCUCGAUUUCCCCCCAUUCCCCCGCUUUCCAUCACCCCGCCCUAUUCUCCCUCUUUCCAUCACCCCGCCCCAUUCUCCCUCCUUCUAUCACCCUGCCCCAUUCUACCGCUUUCCAUCACCCCACCACAUUCUUCCACUUUCCAUCACCCCGCCCCAUUCUCCCUCCUUCCAUCACCCCGCCCCAUUCCCCCGCUUUCCAUCACCCCGCCCCAUUCUCCCGCAUUCCAUCACCCCGCCCCAUUCUCCCUCCUUCCAUAACCCCGCCCCAUUCUCCCGCUUUCCAUCACCCCACCCCAUUCUUCCGCAUUCCAUCACCCCGCCCCAUUCUCCCGCUUUCCAUCACCUCGCCCCAUUCUCCCGCAUUCCAUCACCCCGCCCCAUUCUCCCGGUUUCCAUCACCCCGCCCCCUUCUCCCUCCUUCCAUCACCCUGCCCCAUUCUCCCUCCUUCCAUCACCCCGCCCCUUUCUCCCGCUUUCCAUCAGCCUGCCCCAUUCUCCCGCUUUCCAUCACCCCGCCCCAUUCUCCCGCGUUCCAUCUCCCCGCCCCAUUCUCCCGGUUUCCAUAACCCCGCCCCCUUCUCCCUCCUUCCAUCACCCCGCCCCAUUCUCCCUCCUUCCAUCAUCCCGCCCCUUUCUCCCGCUUUCCAUCAGCCCGCCCCAUUCUCCCGCUUUCCAUCACCCAGCCCCAUUCUCCCGCUCUCCAUCACCCCGCCCCGUUCUCCCGCUUUCCAUAACCCCGCCCCAUUCUCACGCUUUCCAUCACCCCGCCCCAUUCACCCGCUUUCCAUCACCCCGCCCCAUUCCGCUCCUCUCCGUCACCCCGCCCCAUUCUCCCGCUUUCCAUCACCUCGCCCCAUUCUCACGCUCUCCAUCACCCCGCCCAAUUCACCCGCUUUCCAUCACCCCGCCCCAUUCUCACGCUUUCCAUCACCCCACCCCACUCCCGCUUUCCAUCACCCCGCCCCAUUCUCCCGCUUUCCAUCACCCAGCCCCAUUCUCCCGCUCUCCAUCACCCCGCCCCGUUCUCCCGCUUUCCAUAACCCCGCCCCAUUCUCACGCUUUCCAUCACCCCGCCCCAUUCACCCGCUUUCCAUCACCCCGCCCCAUUCCGCUCCUCUCCGUCACCCCGCCCCAUUCUCCCGCUUUCCAUCACCUCGCCCCAUUCUCACGCUCUCCAUCACCCCGCCCAAUUCACCCGCUUUCCAUCACCCCGCCCCAUUCUCACGCUUUCCAUCACCCCACCCCACUCCCGCUUUCCAUCACCCCGCCCCAUUCUCCCGCUUUCCAUCACCUCGCCCCAUUCUCACGCUUUCCAUCACCCCGCCCCAUUCUCCCGCUUUCCAUCACCCCGCCCCAUUCUCCCUCCUUCCAUCACCCCGCCUCAUUCUCCCUCCUUCCAUCACCCCGCCCCAUUCUCCCGCUUUCCAUCACCCCGCCCCAUUCUCCCGCUUCCCAUCACCCCGCCCCAUUCUCCCGCUUUCCAUCACCCCGCCCCAUUCUCCCGCAUUCCAUCACCCCGCCCCAUUCUCCCGCUUUCCAUAACCCCGCCCUAUUCUCCUGCUUACCAUCACCCCGCCAUAUUCUCCCACUUUCCAUCACCCCGCCCCAUUCUCCCUCCUUCCAUCACCCGCCCCAUUCUCCCUCCUUCCAUCAUCCCACCCCAUUCUCCCUCCUUCCAUCACCCCGCCCCAUUCUCCCGCUUUCCAUCACCACGCCUCAUUCUCCCGCUUUCCAUCACCCCGCCCCAUACUCCCGCUUUCCAUCACCCCGCCCCAUUCUCCCGCUUUCCAUCACCCCGCCCCAUUCUCCCGCUUUCCAUCACCCCGCCCCUUUCUCCCGCUUUCCAUCACCCCGCCCCAUUCUCUCGCUUUCCAUCACCCCGCCCCAUUCUCCCGCUUUCCAUCACACCGCCCCAUUCUCCUGCUUUCCAUCACCCCUCUCCGUUCUCCCUCUUUCCAUCACCCCGCCCCAUUCGCCCUCUUUCCAUCACCCCUCCCCAUUCUCCCUCUUUCCAUCACCCCGCCCCAUUCUCCCUCUUUCCAUCACCUCGCCCCAUCCUCCCUCUUUCCAUCACCCCGCACCAUUCUCCCGCUUUCCAUCACCCUGCACCAUUCUCCCGCUUUCCAUCACCGCACCCCAUUCUACUGCUUUCCAUCACCCCGCCCAAUUUUCCCUCUUUCCAUCACCCCGACCCAUUCUCCCUCUUUCCAUCACCCCGCCCCAUUCUCCCCCAAUCCAUCACCCCUACCCAUUUUCACUCUUUCCAUCACCCCGUCCCAUUCUCCCGCUUUCCAUCAACCCGCCCCAUUCUCCCUCUUUCCAUCACCCCGCCCCAUUCUCCCUCCUUCCAUCACCCCGCCCCAUUCCCCCGCUUUCCAUCACCCCGCCCCAUUCUCCCGCAUUCCAUCACCCCGCCCCAUUCUCCCUCCUUCCAUCACCCCGCCCCAUUCUCCCGCUUUCCAUCACCCCACCCCAUUCUUCCGCAUUCCAUCACCCCGCCCCAUUCUCCCGCUUUCCAUCACCUCGCCCCAUUCUCCCGCAUUCCAUCACCCCGCCCCAUUCUCCCGGUUUCCAUCACCCCGCCCCCUUCUCCCUCCUUCCAUCACCCUGCCCCAUUCUCCCUCCUUCCAUCACCCCGCCCCUUUCUCCCGCUUUCCAUCAGCCUGCCCCAUUCUCCCGCUUUCCAUCACCCCGCCCCAUUCUCCUGCGUUCCAUCUCCCCGCCCCAUUCUCCCGCCUGCCCCAUUCUCCCGCUUUCCAUCACCCCGCCCCAUUCUCUUGCGUUCCAUCUCCCCGCCCCAUUCUCCCGCCCGCCCCAUUCUCCCGCUUUCCAUCACCCAGCCCCAUUCUCCCGCUCUCCAUCACCCCGCCCCGUUCUCCCGCUUUCCAUAACCCCGCCCCAUUCUCACGCUUUCCCAUUCACCCGCUUUCCAUCACCCCGCCCCAUUCCGCUCCUCUCCGUCACCCCGCCCCAUUCUCCCGCUUUCCAUCACCUCGCCCCAUUCUCACGCUCUCCAUCACCCCGCCCAAUUCACCCGCUUUCCAUCACCCCGCCCCAUUCUCACGCUUUCCAUCACCCCACCCCACUCCCGCUUUCCAUCACCCCGCCCCAUUCUCCCGCUUUCCAUCACCUCGCCCCAUUCUCACGCUUUCCAUCACCCCGCCCCAUUCUCCCGCUUUCCAUCACCCCGCCCCAUUCUCCCUCCUUCCAUCACCCCGCCUCAUUCUCCCUCCUUCCAUCACCCCGCCCCAUUCUCCCGCUUUCCAUCACCCCUCCCCAUUCUCCCGCUUCCCAUCACCCCGCCCCAUUCUCCCGCUUUCCAUCACCCCGCCCCAUUCUCCCGCAUUCCAUCACCCCGCCCCAUUCUCCCGCUUUCCAUAACCCCGCCCCAUUCUCCUGCUUUCCAUCACCCCGCCAUAUUCUCCCACUUUCCAUCACCCCGCCCCAUUCUCCCUCCUUCCAUCACCCGCCCCAUUCUCCCUCCUUCCAUCACCCCACCCCAUUCUCCCUCUUUCCAUCACCCCGCCCCAUUCUCCCGCUUUCCAUCACCACGCCUCAUUCUCCCGCUUUCCAUCACCCCGCCCCAUACUCCCGCUUUCCAUCACCCCGCCCCAUUCUCCCGCUUUCCAUCACCCCGCCCCAUUCUCCCGCUUUCCAUCACCCCGCCCCUUUCUCCCGCUUUCCAUCACCCCGCCCCAUUCUCUCGCUUUCCAUCACCCCGCCCCAUUCUCCCGCUUUCCAUCACACCGCCCCAUUCUCCUGCUUUCCAUCACCCCUCUCCGUUCUCCCUCUUUCCAUCACCCCGCCCCAUUCGCCCUCUUUCCAUCACCCCUCCCCAUUCUCCCUCUUUCCAUCACCCCGCCCCAUUCUCCCUCUUUCCAUCACCUCGCCCCAUCCUCCCUCUUUCCAUCACCCCGCACCAUUCUCCCGCUUUCCAUCACCCCGCACCAUUCUCCCGCUUUCCAUCACCGCGCCCCAUUCUACUGCUUUCCAUCACCCCGUCCCAUUCUCCCGCUUUCCAUCACCCCGCCCAAUUUUCCCUCUUUCCAUCACCCCGACCCAUUCUCCCUCUUUCCAUCACCCCGCCCCAUUUUCCCCCAAUCCAUCACCCCUCCCCAUUUUCACUCUUCCCAUCACCCCGUCCCAUUCUCCCGCUUUCCAUCACCCCGCCCCAUUCUCCCUUUUUCCAUCACCCCGCCCCAUUCUCCCCCAAUCCAUCACCCCGCCCCAUUUUCACUCUUUCCAUCACCCCGUCCCAUUCUCCCGCUUUCCAUCACCCCGCCCCAUUCUCCCGCUUUCCAUCACCCCGCUCCAUUCUCCCGCGUUCCAACACCCCACCCAAUUCUCCCUCUUUCCAUCACCCCUCCCCAUUCUCCCUCUUUCCAUCACCCAGCCCCAUUCUCCCGCGUUCCAUCACCCCGCCCCAUUCUCCCUCUUUCCAUCAUCGCGCCCCAUUCUCCCUCUUUCCAUCACCCCGCCCCAUUCUCCCGCUUUCCAUCACCCCGCCCCAUGCUCCCGCUUUCCAUCACCCCGCCCCAUUCUCUCGCUUUCCAUCACCACGCCCCAUUCUCCCGCUUUCCAUCACCCCGCCCCAUUCUCCCGCUUUCCAUCACUCUGCCCCAUUCUCCCGCUUUCCAUCACCCCGCCCCAUUCUCCCGCUUUCCAUCAUUCCGCCCCAUUCUUCUCCUUCCAUCACCCCGCCUCAUUCUACCUCCUUCCAUCACCCCGCCCCAUUCUCCCGCUUUCCAUCACCCCGCCCCAUUCUCCCGCUUUCCAUCACCCCGCCCCAUUCUCCCGCUUUCCAUCACCACGCCCCAUUCUCCCGCUUUCCAUCACCCCGCCCCAUUCUCCCUCCUUCCAUCACCCUGCCCCAUUCUCCCGCUUUCCGUCACCCCGCCCCAUUCUCCCGCUUUCCAUCACCUCGCCCCAUUCUUCUGCUUUCCAUCAACCCGCCCCAUUCUCCCGCUUUCAAUCACCCCGCCCCAUUCACUCGCAUUCCAUAACCCGCCCCAUUCUCCCGCUUUCCAUCACCCCGCCCCGUUCUCCCGCUUUCCAUCACCCCGCCCCAUCCUCCCGCUUUUCAUCACCCCGCCCCAUUCUCCCGCUUUCCAACAUCCCGCCCCGUUCUCCCGCUUUCCAUCACCCCGCCCCAUUCUCCCGCUUUCCAUCACCCCGCCCCAUUCUCCCGCUUUCCAUCACUCCGCCCCAUUCUCCCGCUUUCCAUCACCCCGCCCCAUUCUCCCGCUUUCCAUCAACUCGCCCCAUUCUCCCUCCUUCCAUCACCCCGCCUCAUUCUCCCUCCUUCCAUCACCCCGCCCCAUUCUCCCGCUUUCCAUCACCCCGCCCCAUUCUCCUGCUUUCCAUCACCCAGCCCCAUUCUCGCGCUUUCCAUCACCCCGCCCCAUUUUCCCGCUUUCCAUCACCCUGCCCCAAUCUCCUGCUUUCCAUCAUCCCGCCCCAUUCUCCCUCCUUCCAUCACCCCGCCCCAUUCUCCCGCUUUCCAUCACCCCGCCCCAUUCUCCCGCUUUCCAUAACCCCGCCCCAUUCUCCCUCCUUUCAUCACCCGCCCCAUUCUCCCUCCUUCCAUCACCCCGCCCCAUUCUCCCUCCUUCCAUCGCCCCGCCCCAUUCUCCCACUUUCCAUCGGCCCGCCCCAUUCUCCCGCUUUCCAUCACCCCGCCUCAUUCUCCCGCUUUCCAUCACCCCGCCCCAUUCUCCCGCUUUCCAUCACCCUGCCCCAUUCUCCCGCUUUCCAUCAGCCCACCCCAUUCUCCCGCUUUCCAUCACCCCGCCCCAUUCUCCCGCUUUCCAUCACCCUGCCCCAUUCUCCCUCCUUCCAUCACCGCGCCUCAUUCUACCUCCUUCCAUCACCCCUGUUAUAG